CGCUGAUCGGGGAGAACGAGGCGCAGACGAACGGCUCGAUCGAGAGCGUGAGACGCGAUGAGGAUUAUCAUUAUAAUCCAAAACCAGCAAAGUCAUGGAUAAAACAUUGGAUUAUUAUUGACAUUGAAUGCGAUCCAGGCUUUCUGCGACAUUUUUAAAGCAUUUAUUUCUCUUCUGUGAUCUAAAUGGUCAUUUUGUUUCCUGUUUAAAAAUGUGAGCCUGAAGGUUGUUGGGAUGACUCACGAUUACUGGUCUCACAAAUCUACUGAUAAAAUAAAGGCCCAUGUGAGGCUGGAGGAGGAGAUCGGAUAUGACGGAUGAGCUGAACAAGCUAUCACCUGAAUCUGACAUCUUGAAACCAGAAGACGCUGUGCCAGCAUACUUGAACGAGAUGCAUCCGAUUGGAGAAGACGUUGAUAGUGACGUUGAGGACGACGACAUGUCCUGCAAAGUGACGGUAGAGUUAUUACCUGAUUGGUUGAAGCCCAUGGAGGAGGAGGAUGUUGGUGUUGAUGAGCUCAUGAGCGCUGGACGAAUCAACAGGAGAAAAACUAAAGAAAAACCUCCGAAAGUAAAACGGGGCAGAGGUCGACCUCCCAAAAGAAGACAUGGACUUACUCUAACAGAUUACAAGAAAGGACUGCAUGCGGAUCGCACUAUGAAGAAAAAGAGGGUUGGAUCCCUAAUGAAUCGCAAACGUCCACAUUUAUCCCGAAAAGCCACUUCCGUCCCAGAUCCAUCCCACAAGGCUGAAGUUUUACCCAGAACCCGCCAGAGAGUCGUUCGCAGCUCAACAUCCACACCUCAAAGUCCCGAACAGGUCCCAGACUCUCCAGCAGGGGACAGCAGCGCUGAAUUUAACAGCCCUCCACAACUCACAAGGGUCUCGCCACCCAGUAUCGACACGUCCAGACGCAGCUUCAUUCACUCUCCUUCUGUAAAAGUGGGUAAUGUCACCCAGCAGAUAAUCAGCACUGAACCUGGGAAAGAUGCCUCUGAGCUGCCGCUUCGACUUUGGCUUUGUCCUUCUCUGGAGCCCAUUAGCCCUACACAAACUCAGGAAAUGCUCUCGGAGCAAACCGUAGGGUCACCAAAUUUUCCAGAGGCUUCGCUGAAUGGGACAAUGACGGUGAAGGAGAGUCUUCCUUUUCUCAGUCAAUGUGAAGGAUGCGGGUGUCCAUUUUCAGCUCAGAAGCCUGGAGACACUUUGUGCUACAGAUGCAGAAUUAAAAACGAGAAGAAGCGGUCUCCUCCAAACAUUUUGUGUAGGAAGGUGAGGCAGGAUCAAUGGGAGGUUGAGAAAACAAAACAUCCAAGAAAGCAAAUGCUGCAAAAACCGCAAAGAUAUGGGAAAACCGAAAAUCUGGAUAUUGUGCCUGAUGGUGGUGAUGAUGAUGAUGAUGACUACUGGCGUUUAAAGAAGCGUAAUCGGAGGAUGUGCCAGCGAUGUGAUGCCUGCCGUCGUGAUGCAGACUGUGGGAAGUGUGACUUCUGCAUGGACAAGCCCAAGUUUGGUGGCAGUAACACGAAAAGGCAGAAAUGUCGCUUGCGUCAGUGCAAGUUUCAGUCAAAGCUUCAAUUUCGAAAUGGAAUGAAUGGAGUGCCGACUCUUCCACCAAUAAGGAAAAUGAUCAAAUCCAAUAAAAUCCUCAAAAUAAAGAAACGUGGGAGACCACCAAAAAAAAAAUUCAAAAAUGACCCAUGGGAGGAGGAGGAGGAUGAUUAUGAAGCGUCUGAUAAUGAUGAAGAUGAUCAAGAAUUGAGAAGUUCUGAGAUGAACGGCACCCAGGUCAGAAAACACGGGAAAUGGAGUUACACUUUUAAGGAAGAUGAAGAUGACGCGGCCUAUGUUGAGGAUGUGGUUGAUGCCAAUGUAGAAGAGGAUUCUGUUAUUUUGGAUAAUGAACGGUCAGUGAUGGCGUCUAAUGAGAUGUACAGCAACACCUCUGGACUCAGUUCUCAGGGAUUAUACUACAAUGUGUCAGGCAUGCCGGUGUCAUCUCAUCUGAUUGGCUCAGCUCCUCUGUGUAACAGCGGUGCAGUGGCUAUGGGUGAGGUGAUCGGCUCAGUGCCUAUGGCGGACGAGAUGAGCCAGAAUGGUUUUCUUCAGAUUGAGAUGGUGCGAGUGGGAUCAUCUCCAUCACAUUACAGAGAAGAACAGCAGAACACACAACACGUGCACAUGGCAGACGCUCAACAGGAGCAAACACCGGUGAUCACUCAGAUCUUCAGUCUGGCAGGUCCAGAAACCGAAAGUGAUCGAGACCCGGGCUUGAUUGAGCUGUUCACGUCCCUCGGCCAGAGCGUCCUGCCGGCGCACUGGGUGUGUGUGAUCGCCAAAGGCCCCGUCCUGCAGCUCCUGCAGUGCUCUAAACUCUCCACCAUGGCAGACACUGUGGUCCAAAUCGAGAAAGGCUUCUUCUACCAGGUCACCGUCCAGAACCAGCCUCUGCUGCUCAUGCACAGCCUCUACUCUCGCCAUCCCACCUGCCUGGAGAAAGUGGAGCAUGUAGUGUCGCUCCUGCUGGAUCUGGAAGCUCUGGGCGUUUGUCAGGGCUACCAAAACCUCCAAAUGUGCUUGCCUUGGGAGCCCAAAAUGUGCGUGCGAGCCGCACUAUGCGAUUUGCUCAUUCCCAAGGACGAGGAGCAUUGUGGGAAAUGCUCGCAGCCGGUAGAGGGAUGAGUGAUGAUGAUUUUUCUUCCACUAACAUUUAUUUACUGUACUUUUCGAAUGACCACAAGGUCAUCCGAGAGCAUCUUCCGCCAGUUUUUAAGCUUCAUUCGGGCCUCUUUCCAAACCUCACCAUGAAUCCUCAUUCAGAACGGUGCUUAUUUUAUCUCCUUUAGUUGACGGAAAUGUAGGAAAAGUUAGCGACACAAGGAAAGAUGCUUUAGGAAAAAGACUUUCAAAUUAUGGAGGGGUGUUUCUGCCAUGAGAUGACAAAGCUAGGAUUUUGUUUGUUUUUUGUUUCUGGAAUUCUAUAUCUCAUACAUGCAUUUUUCUUGCAUACAUGCAUCUGAAGGUUCGAUGUCCUCCAGAUUUUAGCUCCAACCCCAAUCAGACACACCUGUGCUAGCUAAUCAAGCUCUUACUAGGCCACAGGUGUCAAACAGUUCCUGGAGGACCGCAGCUCUGCACCGUUUAGUUCCAACCCUAAUUUAACUAAUUGAGUCCUUCAGGCUUGUUUGAAACCUGCAGGCAAGUGUGUUGAAGCAGGGUUGGAACUAAACUGUGCAGGACUGCAGCCCUCCAGGAUCUGAGUUUGACACCCCUGUACUAGGCUUUUUAGAAACAUCCUUGGAAGUGUGUUGAGGCAAGCUGAAGCUAAAAUCUGCAGGACACCAGACCUCCAGGACCAAGUUUGAGAGCCCCUGAUAUAGAUCAUGGGUCUCAAACUUAAUUCCUGGAGGGCCUUAGCUCUGCACAGCUUUGCUUCAACUCUAAUCAAACACAGCUGAUCCAACUAAUCAAGGUGUUCAAGACUACUAGACACUUGUAGUCCUGGACCCUAAUCAAACACAGCUAAUCCAACUGAUCAAGGUGUUCAAGACUACUAGACACUUGUAGUCCUGGACCCUAAUCAAACACAGCUAAUCCAACUGAUCAAGGUGUUCAAGACUACUAGACACUUGUAGUCUUGAACAUCUUGAUUAGUUGGAUGUAGAAACAUCCUUGGAGGUGUGUUGAGGCAAGUUGGAGCGAAAAUCUGCAGGACGCUGGCCCUCCAGGACCGAGUUUGGACACCCCUGAACUAUAUCAUAGGUCUCAAACUCGAUUCCUGGAGGGCCACAGCUCUUCACAGCUUUGCUUAUAACCUAAUCAAACACACCUGAUCCAACUAAUCUAGGUGUUCAAGACUACUAGACACUUGUGUUUGAUUAGGGUUGGAGCAAAUCUGUGCAGAGCUGCAGCCCUCCAGAAAUCAAGUUUGAGACCUAUGAUCUGUAUCAUGGGUGCCCAAACUCGGUCCUGGAGGUUCUGCAUAGUUUAGGUUCAACCCCAAUCAGACACACCUGGGCUGCCUAAUCAAGCUCUUACUAGGCCACAGGUGUCAAACUCAGUUCCUGGAGGGCCGGAGCUCUGCACAGUUUAGUUCCAACCCUAAUUAAACACAUCAAACUAAUUGACUCCCUCAGGCUUGUUUGAAACCUGCAGGUAAGUGUGUUGAAGCAAGGAUAGAACUAAACUGUGCAGGACUGCAGCCCUACAGAAAAUGAGUUUGAGACCCAUAUUUUAUAUCUUGCCGUUCUUAUUUUUAUCUAAAUUGCGACUUUAUUUCUCAUAAUUGUGCAUUUAUAGCCUGUCGUAAUUAUUAGGACCUUAUUCUUGCAAUUUUGAGUUUAUUUUAUUUAACUGUUUUUUUCCCUACUCUUGUAAAUUUAUUAGUUCGGACUUAGAAAUUCGUGUAUAAUUCUUGCAAUUUUGUUGAUGUCUUGCAUUGGCUCAACACUGAGUUUUUCCUCUGUGAACCGCAACCUAUUUUUUCGCAAUUGUAAGUUUUAUCUCGCGAUUCUGAUUUUAUUUCUAACAUUUUUUUUUCUGAAUUGCUGUUUGUCUCAUAAUUCCAUGACUGCUCCUAAAUCCUGACAUCCCAUAUUUUUUAAAUUGGCAAUUUAAUACUCGCAAUUGCAUAUCUAUUGGCUUUAUAUAUAUAAUUAGGACUUCUUUUUUUUCUCUGAGGUCUAAAUUUUUUGCUCACAAUAGCAAGUUUAUAGGCUGCAAAAUUGUAUUUAUAUCUUGCAAUUUUGAGUUUUUUAUUCAACUGACAAUUUUUCCUACAAUUGUUCAUUUAUUAGUUGUCUUAAAAUUCAGAUAUAAUUCUUGCUAAUUUAAUUUUGUGUUGGUAUCUUGCAAUUCUGAAUGUUUCUGUGUGAAUCACAGUUAAAUUUUUUGCAAUUGUAAGUUUUAUCUUGCGAUUCUGAUUUUAUUUUUUUACAUUAAAAAAAAAAAAUCUGAAUUGCUGUUUGUCUCAUGACUGCUCCUAAUUCCUGACAUGUCAUAAUAUUUUUUAAAAUUGGCAAUUUAAUACUCGCAAUUGCAUAUUUAUUGACUUUAUUUCUUAUAAUUACUACUUUUUUUUAUCUGAGGUCUAAAUUUUUUGCUCACAAUAGCAAGUUUAUAGGCUGCAAAAUUGUAUUUAUAUCUUGCAAUUUUGAGUUUUUUAUUCAAUUGACGUUUUUUCCUACAAUUGUUCAUUUAUUAGUUGUCUUGAAAUUCGGAUAUAAUUCUUGCAAUUUUAGUUUUGUGUUGACAUCUUGCAUUUCUGAAUGUUUCUGUGUGAAUCACAGCUUAAUUUUUUGCAAUUGUAAGUUUUAUCUUGCGAUUCUGAUUUUAUUUUCCACAAUUCUAACUCUUUUUUAGAGUUGCUGCGUUGCUGUUUGUCUCAUAAUUCCUCAUAAUUUGCUCAUAAUUCCUGACAUCUCACAAUAUUUUCUGAGUUGCCAAUUUAUUACUUGCAAUUGCAUUUUUAUUGGCUUUAUUUCUUAUAAUUAAGACUAUUUUUUUCUCGCAAUAGUACGUUUAUUUCACACAGUUGUUUAUAUCUUCCAAUUUAAGAUUUAUUUCAGGAAUUGUGACCAUAAAUCUCACAAUCCUGCAUUUCUAACAUUUUUGCAAUUCAGAAUGUUUAUAUCCUGGCAGAAACAAUCUUCCAUACGAAAAACGAGAGUUUUACUGCAAUCCCUUUUUAUGUUUCUCUCCAGUUGGGGGGCAUAAAAAAAUUACAUUCAGUUCUCAUUCAAACUACCUCUCAAUCAUUUUUAUAGACCAAUUUUUAACCUUAAACCUCCCAGGUGCUCUUAUCCAGGCUGAGUUAUUGAUCCAUGAACGCGUUUAUUGCAGUACAAAGAAAAGACCAUCUUGUACUGCGUUCAUUCUGGUUAGUUUAGGCUUGUACAUUCAAACCUAAAGUUGCAUCAACUGUACUUGAACACCAAAAUCAUUCAGCCUUUAGAAAUCGUCUACAUAUUUGUUCAUAUUUUACACUGUAUUUAAUUGUUUUCACCCCAAAGCAAGCACAUAGUCUUUUGUCAUGUGUUUUAUGUUUUCAUGAUGUUUUAUUUUAGAAUCAUUGGAGUGUUUUUAUGCAACAGCAGAUGCGAUCUGGUCUUUUGUUUGUCCUGUUGUUAAUCACACCUGCUUUCGUGUGACUGAAUUGUGUUGCGCGUGAUGAACUGCAGCUAAAGUCAGUGCAUUUCUGUGCUGUUUUGCUUAUUAAUCGCAGCCCACUGUAGACGCCCGAAUCAUUAUUUAACACAGAUAGGCCUUUAUAUGGUGUUCUGUUAAAGCAGCGCAUUUAAAAUGAUUCGUUUUUCUUUUAGUGUAAUCUUUAUUUCUGCUUCUCAUUCCUGGGUGAUUUUAAUUCAAAUGGAAUUGAUGUGUUUAUUUUGGCCUCUACCCUUGAGAGAUGUGUACAAAAUGAGCUGUAAAAUACAUAAUUGUCUGAAAUUAUUUAUAAAUGGAGGAUCAGAGCAUCUCUGUGUUGUAAAUCUUGCUCUGUUUUCGUCAGUUUAACCAACAAGGUCAGUUUUUGAAACACUGUAAAGUAGGAUUUUUAUGAAGGGUGGGGAAAAUAAAGUUUUUCUUUCUUAUA
This is a messenger RNA of Danio aesculapii, 6593 nucleotides long. It is a transcript of the gene mbd1a, whose product is annotated as methyl-CpG binding domain protein 1a. The record is from RefSeq and is a predicted model, not a curated record. The transcript has 14 exons. Gene Ontology annotation, molecular function: DNA binding; zinc ion binding. The coding region runs from base 311 to 2683 and encodes 790 amino acids. NCBI's taxonomy places the organism in Eukaryota, Metazoa, Chordata, Actinopteri, Cypriniformes, Danionidae.